GUUUCAGGUUACAGUGUCGGAUUACGGGGCAGCUCUCAACCACUGAGCGAUACAGCGCUAAGAUGCAGUACACGGUAUAGCAGUCCACAGGCGGCAUGGGGCAGGCGGGUAGCGCUCCACACGCGACCCUCCACGCGCGUCGCUCCAAUACACUCCCGCACGAGCCGCCCAGACAUGCUCCUAAGGUGUUGCCGGCCCCUCCGCAGCUAGCUUGUCUCCGAAGUACUGACAAUGGAGCUAUACUGCAUUCAGGAGGAACCAUCAGCGGUCGGAGACCUCUCUCCCUGAUGCAUCCUCAUGACGCAAGCAAGCACACAGGUGUAUAUCGGUCUCGAUCCACUGGGACUGGUGGAGACGGGAAUGAACUUCGAUCCAGGGAACGAGAUCCACUCCACCGGUCACACACAAAUUUGGACUUACGACAGAAUGACGGUACAAGUCUAAACAAAAGAUUCGGAUCAGAACCUGAUCUCCGAAUAGAGGAAGAGCAACAAAAAUCAAAGAACAACAACAAUAAACAUUUCAAAAAGAAAUACCGAGCACCCCCACCUCCUAACACUGAUCAUUUCGAAGGUUCUUCACCGGACUCGAGUGACGUAAACGUGAGAGCGGAACCUCAAAGAAAAUUAAGAUUAUUUAAAACGAGAAGCGAAACCAAAAAGCUUAACGGCCUAGAUAGUAACCUAAAUUAUAGAAUCAACGAAUACAAGUCAUUAGACUUGAGUGACAACCAAUUUGAAAGACGAUACAAGUCACCCCAUAAAGACAAAGAGCCUCACUUCAAAUAUCCUGACAAUAGGGAUAUGCUCCAGAGCUCUGCUUCUCUGAAGAGAGAAGAACGAUUACUCCAAAUUAGACAAGAUUACAAGAAACCCAGAAUAGAUAGGGUGAGUGGAUGCAGAGCGAAGACAUCCAAGACCAAUGAUCACAACGAAGCCUGGAAAACUCCGCUCUUAAGCAGGAACUUUCGACACUCAGAAAGGUUUACAAAAGAUGAAAAUGAUGUACCAGUUCUUAGAAGAGAAAAGACUUUUGAUGAAACCAUCCUAACGAACGAAACAGAUAACGAAUCACCUAAAGCUUUGCACGAAAUGAGAAUGAAAGCUAUCGGGGAACAACUCAAAAGUCAAUUGAGUCCACUGUCACAAAGAAACCAACCACUGAGAAAAUCUCUUCCUUCACUAUUAGUAAAAAAUAAUGAAGAAAAAGAUGAAUUUCAAGCUGAACUUAAAAAAGCAACCAGUAGAAUUAGGAACGACAUAAGCAAUAGAAAUAAUAACGAUAUUAAAGCUAGUCAUAUUGAGAAAUCGGUCAACAAACAGAAAGAACUACCAUCUAACAAAGUCAAAGAAUCUAGUCUUAAUAACAAAAAUAUAGAUUCGAAAAUAAGUAGAAGACCUCUGACCAGAAAUGAGAUUAAACCCAAAGUGAACAGUAACAAUAUUGGUGUCGGUAAAUUUAAUGGCAAAGGCCUUCCUGAUAGAGGACAAGCUUCGGGAAAAGAGUCGACCCCAGAGCAUUCUCCGACACGAAAGACUGAUGCAGCUAAUCAAAAUAAAUCUGAAAAAGACAAGCCACACGCGCCAUCAAAGCAGUUCUACUUCGGAAUGAUUGAGAACAAGAAGACGGAAAAAAAAGACAACCUAAAAGACUUCCCAGGGCUGGGUAGCCCGAUAAUCGAAGAGUUUGCAGACUUCCACCUCAUCGAACAGAAGCUGUUUAACUAUCGCGAUGAAGACGCCGAAAUAGACAAGUUCAAAUCCCAGUUAAAGGAUGAUCGUAAAAUUAUAAAAAAUUUAUCAUCAGAAUCAGCAUUAUCCUCCGACGGCUCUGAAGGUGACGGGUCAGAUGGGUCAUUAGGUAUCGCGGUAAGACUGCGCCCAACGCUACCAAAGAAACAGCCGACGAUGCCCAGGUUCUCGCCUGCCGCUGCCUGGAAACAACUAGCCAGUUUGGACACUCAUUUUGCCGCCGAAUCUCAACCGGUGUCUCUGGCGAUUGAGACGAAAAUGUCCGGGGACGUGUCUGCGGAGUCCUCCCCCCGGUCUGAGCCCUCCGGGGAUAAAUCCGGUGAUUCUGGGAUAUCUGGUGACCACGGACAUAUGGAUAGAAGAAUGGAUUCCCCGCCUAGACAUCAUAACACAGAAGCUGCCCCUACUUGGACUCCUCAGCAGGACCUGGGCGAGAGCAGCUCCGAGGGUGGUCCUCCAGAGCCUGUUCCGGACGCCCCCUCCACGUACCGUCUUGGCACGCAGCCCUUCAGCCUCUCCCUCCCAAGGGACUCUCACGUCACGUUUAAAGCGAUGUCGUGUUUCUACGAAUGCUUCCAGGGCAAACAGAUCCAGCAGGGGUUCAAUAGUCUGCAAAAGUUCAGGAAGUCGGUCACAGGGGCCUUAGGAGCGGCUUUAGGUUCGAGAAGAUUCGAUUUGGAGCACGAACCCAUGCUAGAGGAACCUGAACAGAAUUGGUUCUUGACGAAAUCGGCACCGAAUUCACUGUCAAAUCCUUUGUUGUAUCAGCAACCGAUGAAAGCUAAAGGUUCCGGAGAAGAUGACAUCAAGGAGGAGUCGUCGCCACCAUCAGAAAAGGGCGAUAUAUCACCUUGGAGACCUGGUGCUUCAUACCUAUCGUGGGGCGGUCACGUCAUGUACCUACCUCCACCACCAGCCGCCGAACAGCCUCUAUCUAUGAUUGGACCUAUUGCAAGACCUGUGAGGAGUAAAUCUAGUGGUUGUAUGGAAGCAGCGGCCAGGGCAGCCCGCGGGGGGCUCGGCGGCGAGAUGCGAGAACGAGAAAGAUCUGCGUCGCCCGGGGUAGCACGCGCCCUCCCAGCUAGAGUCGAACCAACCACUAAAUCAUCAAAUCAACAAGGUCGAGCGAAGAGGUUCACCUUCCAAUCUACAGUGCGACAGCUGGAGCGAAAGAAGCUUGCCGAGAAGUUGUCCAAAGAAGCUGACCUCAAGGAGCAACAGAGAAGAACCGAACUGGAGGCCAUGCGGAGGGUAGAAGAAGAGUUCCAACGUAAGCGUGCGAGGGAGAAGGCGAAUAUCAGACAGCAGCUCCGGCUGGUGAGCAGUGGAGCCGCCAGCAUGCCCACCACCACCCCACACUCUAAAGCACGCGACGAGCCGGACGGUUCCUGUCGGGAUUCUCCUGCCGCGGAGAGGUCCCGGGACUCGCGCCAGAGACACAGCAAUGCUUCCUCGGAAAUCAGCGCCAGGAGCAAGAGUACCACUCCCAUCCGUUGCGUGGAGUUGUCGGAAUGGCGCACAGAGCGUGCGGGUCGGGUCUACCGGGACUGGGCCGCCGCGCAGGCGCACGACCACCCGCCCGCCACCGCUCGCAUGCCGAAGUCUACUCAAGCACUCUACAACGCCGCGGAGACGGAGGCGUUCAGUGGCAGCCCGCGCUCCGACAACUACAGACUUGAGUUCGCGCGCGGCCGUUCACCCCGCACGCCCCGCGCCCCCCGCCUCGUCGCCGCCGGCCGCACUCCCUCCUCCUCGGGGUCCGAACUCUCGCUCAGACAACCCAUCAAAAUCAGGUGGUGAUUUUGUGGCCGUUUAGAGCUAAUGUCUAACUAACUCAUACAGCGAUACUACGAAAGAAGAUUCUGAAGAGCCUGCUAUAGUGCCUACGCUUCGUCCAUCGGUGCCCGCGCGAGCCUCUGUCGCUAUCCGCUGAGCACAUACGGCACAAUCAAAAGCCUUGAUGGAAAAAUAAUUCUUAUUUUAAACUUAAAACUUUUAUUGGAAAAUUUAAACUAAAACCGACUUUGUAAUAGUGAAAAAUAAGAGUGUUUUUAGUAGUACAUUUCACAGACGUCAUGAUGUUUCGAGCCAACUUAACUGUCUAUGAGCCAAUUAAAAUAUUCAUGACAAGGAUUAAUUUCGUUGAAUUAUAAAAAAAUAUGCUUUAAUCGGUUUCUUGCGAUUAUAAUUCUGUUAGUAAUUGUAGCAAAGUCAAAUGUAAAAAGAAAAUUAUUUAAAUAGUUAUGUACCUUAGAGACUUAAAAUAUUACUAAAGAAACUCCGACACGCAAAUAAAAAAAGCAAACUGAACAUGAUAUUUGUCAUAGCCACGAAAUGUGUCCAACUAACGAUUUGAGAAUGUUAAACCUGAUAUGAACAAGUCACGCUAUCCUCUGGUCAGCUGUUUGUGUUGCAUAUCUAUCAAAACGUUUUAGUUUUAACUAAAAACACAUUAAGGACAAUUUCUGACGUUUAAUAGUCGAAUACUCUACAGUAUUCUUUUAUAUUCUUUGAAGACAAACGAUUGUUGUCCAAUAAAUUUCACAUAUACGCCCUUAUGGAACCAAUAAGCAAUAGGUUAUCAUAUUAUGUUAUAAUAUGAUCUAUUGUCGUUAUAAAAAAGUGUUUUCAGCAACACUCAUAGUGGGCCUGUUUUAUGCUGAUAUAGGCUACAAAAGUUAAAAACGUUUCCCCGCCAAUUUUUGACACAACGCGUUAAAAUAAAACAUAGCGGUCAAAACCAUAAACAAUAAACGUAAUUGUAUAUUUUAAAAUGUAUGUAAGCGUAUAGUUUUAUAUCUUGAUGUAUUGACUCCGAAGAGUGCUUUAAUGUUAUAAGAAUAUGGUUUUUUAUUAAGGAAAAAUGUAAAGGAAUCUUAAUUUUAUAGAUAAGUUUAAAAAGUCUUCCAAUUAUCUUAAAUAUCCGAGCUUUAAUAUAGUCUUAAAUAGAGUGCAGUGGUGCUAUUCUUAAUACAUAUUAGACCAAGAAUAAUAUUAUUGUAUGUUUAAAUAAAUUACGUUAAUAAUUAUACGAUAUAUCGAAAGAUGAAAUAUGACUUGUUUUAAAUGAAAUUUUAUGCGUUUUGCAAGAGAGCCCGGAACAUUGAAAAUUCAAUAAUUAAGACGUAAGAAAUGGUUUCUGAAACUUGUUAACUCUUAUUGUAAUACUUGAUGAAUUGUUUAAAGUGCUCUCUUGAUUUUUUCAUUUUAAAGCAAUUAAUCGAUUAAUCUUCGAUAUUUUGGAUAAAAUAUAAAUAAAAAUAUGCUUAUGUAAAAAAU
Messenger RNA from Bombyx mandarina (wild silkworm), 5030 nucleotides. RefSeq lists its product as uncharacterized. The record is from RefSeq and is a predicted model, not a curated record. NCBI's taxonomy places the organism in Eukaryota, Metazoa, Arthropoda, Insecta, Lepidoptera, Bombycidae.